Molecule: messenger RNA, 2672 nt
Organism: Rhincodon typus (whale shark)
Lineage: Eukaryota; Metazoa; Chordata; Chondrichthyes; Orectolobiformes; Rhincodontidae
Gene: mcm7
Product: minichromosome maintenance complex component 7
Exons: 16
Coding region: 145-2301 (718 amino acids)
Biological process (GO): DNA replication; double-strand break repair via break-induced replication; DNA replication initiation
Cellular component (GO): MCM complex; nucleus
Molecular function (GO): ATP hydrolysis activity; ATP binding; single-stranded DNA binding
Source: RefSeq, a predicted model, not a curated record
UCUCCCCGACUCUCCCUUAAUCUUCAUCCCGGCCCCAGAGGUUGUGUGGCACUGCCCCCCCCCCAUUUCAGGGGGGCUGUGGUUGAAUCCGUACCGUAUCACGUGGUCCCCAGAUUCGCGCCAGUUUCAGAUCCUGGGUCCGCCAUGGACUAUCACAAGGAGAGGGAGAAGUGCAGCAAGUUCCUCUUGGAAUUCUACACUGACACUGGACUCGGCAAGAAGCAUUUCAAAUAUGCAGACCAGUUGGUGCAGAUCGCUCACCGUGAGCAAAUAGCGCUCUAUGUCGACCUGGACGAUGUGGCGGAGGAGGAUCCAGAGCUGGUGGACUCGAUUUGCGAGAACACGCGCCGCUACGUCAGCCUCUUUGCCGAUGCCGUUCAGGAGUUGCUGCCGCGUUAUAAACAGCGGGAGGUGGCGAACAAGGAUGCACUGGACGUUUACAUCGAACAUCGGCUGAUGAUGGAGCAGCGGACCCGCGAUCCUGGUGAGGUCCGCGAUGCUCAGAACCAGUACCCGCAGGAGCUGCUGCGCCGAUUCGAGGUUUACUUCAAACCCCCCAGUGCUGUGAAGCCGAAGGUGAUCCGGGAUGUCAAGGCAGAAAGCAUCGGCAAGCUGGUGACCGUCCGAGGCAUCGUGACCCGAACGACCGAGGUCAAGCCCAUGAUGGUGGUGGCUACUUACACGUGCGAUCAGUGUGGAGCAGAAACCUACCAACCAAUCCAGUCUCCAACCUUCAUGCCUCUGAUCAUGUGUCCGAGCCGCGAGUGUCAAACCAACAAAUCAGGAGGGCGGCUGUACCUGCAGUCGAGGGGGUCAAAGUUCAUCAAGUUCCAGGAGAUCAAAGUUCAGGAACAUAGUGACCAGGUGCCAGUGGGGAACAUUCCCCGCAGCAUGACAGUGUACAGCCGAGGGGAGAACACAAGACUGGCGCAGCCUGGAGACCAUGUCACCAUCACUGGCAUCUUCCUCCCCCUGAUGAGGACGGGCUUCAGGCAGGUGGUUCAGGGUCUGCUCUCGGAAACAUACCUGGAGGCUCACAGGAUCUCUCAGAUGAACAAGAGCGAAGAUGACGAGCUGGGGCCACAGGAGCUGAGCGAGGAAGAGCUGAGGCAGAUCACUGAAGAGGAUUUCUACGAGAAGCUCGCAGCCUCAAUUGCGCCUGAAAUCUACGGGCACGAAGAUGUGAAGAAGGCUCUGCUGUUGCUCUUGGUUGGAGGGGUCGAUCAGUCUCCCAAAGGAAUGAAGAUCAGAGGAAAUAUUAAUAUUUGUCUGAUGGGUGAUCCCGGUGUGGCCAAAUCACAGCUGCUGUGUUACAUCGACCGACUUGCGCCAAGGAGUCAGUAUACCACAGGUCGUGGGUCUUCAGGCGUGGGUCUGACUGCUGCAGUGAUGAAGGACCCAGUUACUGGGGAGAUGAUCCUGGAGGGUGGAGCCCUAGUGCUGGCCGACCAAGGCAUCUGCUGCAUCGACGAGUUUGACAAGAUGAUGGACUCUGACCGGACUGCCAUUCACGAGGUUAUGGAGCAGCAGACCAUCUCCAUCGCUAAGGCUGGCAUCAUGACCACACUGAACGCUCGCUGCUCGAUCCUGGCGGCUGCCAACCCUGCUUACGGCCGUUACAAUCCCAAGAAAACCGUGGAGCAGAACAUCCAGCUCCCAGCCGCACUGUUAUCCAGAUUUGACCUGCUGUGGCUCAUUCAGGACAAACCUGACCGGGACAAUGACCUGAGGCUGGCUCAGCACAUCACCUACGUCCACCAACACAGCAAGCAGCCUCCCUCACAGUUCCAGCCGCUGGAUAUGAAGCUGAUGAGGCGCUACAUAACGCUGUGCAAGAAGAAGCAGCCGAUGAUCCCCGAGUCCCUGGCAGAUUACAUUACCGCUGCUUACGUGGAGAUGAGGAAGGAGUCGAGAGUCAACAAGGACAUGACAUUCACCUCUGCCCGGACCCUGCUGUCCGUCCUGCGUCUGUCCACUGCUCUGGCACGGCUCCGUCUUGUCGACACAGUCGAGAAGGAAGAUGUGAAUGAAGCGAUGAGACUGAUGGAGAUGUCCAAGGAUUCUCUGCUUGGAGACAAGAGUCAAACCAACAGGGCACAGCGGCCUGCAGAUGUGAUCUACGCCAUUAUCCGGGAGAUGAUUUCUGAUUCGACGGUGCGGGUGGUUAAAUACUCUGAGGCCGAGCAGCGGUGCGUUUCGAAGGGGUUCACCCCGGCCCAAGUCGAGGCUGCCCUGGAGGAGUACGAGGAGCUGAAUGUCUGGCAGGUGAACCAGGCCCGGACCAAGAUCACCUUCGUGUGAGGGGGACCCCUGGGCAGCGACUGUUGCAGGCCAUUGAUCAGACUGGGAUCGGCUCCACAUGGUUUGCUGGCUUCUGUAAUGCUCGUUCCGACCAACACCUAGCACCUAGCACCUCACUCCCUUCACCCUGCCCAGUUCAUUCAACGACCUUCCUGCCUUCCUCCUCUGUGCUGUGACCUUUAUUCAUAGACCAGUCACGUUGGUGCCAGUUUUAACCCCAACCCUUCGAAUCGUUGACGCUCAGUCUGUCACCUCCACCUCCAACUCCCACUCGUGUCUGUUUUUAAUGUGUGGUAAGCUCCUGAACUCGCGCUCUGUGCAGGAGCUGAGUUAGAGAUGGGAACUGUUCAAUAAAGUCAGUUUGUACGAUU